CUUUAUUCUUUGCCCAUUUGUUCCUUCAAGUCUCUUCGUUACUUUUGUUUUCACUCUCUAUCUCUCUCUCUAAGCUCAAGAUCUGGCCUCUCUCUCUCUCUCAUGGAGGUUGCUGUUUUCUUUGCCAAUCAAUUUCUUUAGGAUCUAAGAGAGAGAGCUGCUGAGAUUCAGAAAAGAAAUGGAGGUUUUGUGCUGAGGUUCAGAUGAUUGAAUAGGAAAUGGGGAAGAAGGGGGGUUGGUUUUCUGCUGUGAAGAAAGCAUUUGCUCCUGAAUCUAAGGAAAAGAAAGAUCAGAAAACCAACAAAUCAAAGAAAAGAUGGUUUGGGAAGCCAAAGAAAUUGGAGACAGUGACAUCUGCAGAGCCAGCUUCAUUCGAUGUGUCGAUUCUACCAAUUGAAGAGGUAAAAUUAGCAGAUGCAGAGAAUGAACAGAGCAAACAUGCUUACUCUGUUGCCAUUGCCACUGCAGUCGCUGCAGAGGCAGCCGUUGCAGCUGCUCAGGCUGCAGCGGAGGUCGUUCGGCUUACUACUAUCCCUCGAUACUCUGGGAAAUCAAAGGAAGAAAUAGCAGCCAUCAAGAUCCAGACUGCAUUCCGUGGCUAUUUGGCAAGGAGGGCCCUGCGGGCAUUAAGAGGGUUGGUGAGGCUAAAGUCAUUGAUACAAGGCCAAUCUGUUAAAAGACAAGCAACAACCACAUUAAGAUGUAUGCAGACUCUUGCUCGUGUGCAGUCACAGAUUCGUGCAAGAAGAAUUAGAAUGUCAGAGGAGAAUCAGGCUCUUCAGAGACAGCUCCAACAAAAACAUGAAAGAGAGCUUGAGAGAUUAACUACUUCUGCAAACUAUGAAUGGAAUGACAGUACCAAAUCAAAGGAGCAAAUUGAAGCCAGAUUAGCUAACAGGCAAGAAGCAGCAACAAGAAGAGAAAGGGCAUUGGCGUAUGCUUACUCUCAUCAGAAUUCAUGGAAGAGUUCUUCAAAAUCUGCAAACUCUACAUUCAUGGACCCGAACAAUCCCCGCUGGGGAUGGAGUUGGUUAGAACGAUGGAUGGCCGCUCGUCCAUGGGAAACUAAGAGCACCAUGGAUUAUCACGAUCGUGGCUCCGUCAAGAGCGUGAUCAGCCACACAACCUCGAUCGGAGACAUCGCCAAAGCUUACGCCCGUCGCGAUCUCAAUCUCGACAUCAUCAAGCAGUUUCCAAGGACUCCGACGAGCCAAAAAACAAGCCGAGCUCCGAGUCACCAAUCGCCAGCGACUCCUACGAAGGCAUAUUCGUCACUAUCUGCAGGGAGAAAAUUGAAGCCGGAUAGUCCAAGAGGAAUUGGGUGGAGCGGAGACGCGGAUUCCAGAAGCGCAUUGAGCAUCAAAUCGGAAAGGUACAGGCGACACAGCAUUGCUGGAUCAUCAGUGAGAGAUGAUGAAAGCUUCACGAGUUCACCGUCGGUUCCAAGCUACAUGGCAUCAACAGAAGCAGCGAGGGCUAGGUCCAGGUUGUCGAGCCCAAUGGGAACAGAGAAGACGGCAGGAACUCCGGGGAGUGUGGGAGCAAAGAAACGGCUGUCAUUCCCAGGGUCGCCGGCGAACUCAAGGAGGCACUCUGGUCCGCCGAAACUAGAGGCUAGUCCGAUCAAGAAUGUUGGAGAGAGAGAAUUCACCGGCGAGAGCAGAUAGUGGAAGAAGAUGGAUUUGGUAGUGAUUUUUAUUCUUAAUUGUCAUUUACAAUUUUUCUUUUUUAGGAUUUAAUUUUAUAGGUAGCGUUGUUUUUUGUUUGUUUGUUUGAAGGCAUCCACCCACACCCCAAUGGUGAAUAAAAGAACGUAGUCUUACUCUUCUUUCUUUCUUUUUAUGUAAAUGGAAUUGAAUUGAGCUUUGUUUCGCUUUGAUUUCUCUUUUUGAGGUAUAUAAUUUGUCACCUUUUUUCUUU
Molecule: messenger RNA, 1920 nt
Organism: Cucumis sativus (cucumber)
Lineage: Eukaryota; Viridiplantae; Streptophyta; Magnoliopsida; Cucurbitales; Cucurbitaceae
Product: protein IQ-DOMAIN 1
Exons: 6
Coding region: 219-1667 (482 amino acids)
Molecular function (GO): protein binding
Source: RefSeq, a predicted model, not a curated record